Molecule: messenger RNA, 1213 nt
Organism: Bipolaris sorokiniana ND90Pr
Lineage: Eukaryota; Fungi; Ascomycota; Dothideomycetes; Pleosporales; Pleosporaceae
Exons: 4
Coding region: 122-862 (246 amino acids)
Biological process (GO): maturation of 5.8S rRNA; cytosolic ribosome assembly; assembly of large subunit precursor of preribosome
Cellular component (GO): nucleolus; preribosome, large subunit precursor; cytosol
Molecular function (GO): ribosomal large subunit binding
Source: RefSeq, a predicted model, not a curated record
CUCUGCAGAACAACACAAUUAGCUCGAUAGCUGCGCGCUUCUACUCCUUGCCUUAUUCUCCAACCACAAACCUUCACCUCUACAACCUUUGCGAACACCCUACACCGAGAAACUAGCAAUCAUGGCUGUCCGCGCCCAAUUUGAAAACUCCAACGAAGUUGGUGUCUUUUCUACCCUCACAAACGCAUAUGCGAUUGUCGCAGUCGGCGCGAGCGAGAACUUUUACAGUGUCUUCGAAGCCGAACUUCAGGAUGUCAUUCCCAUUUGCCAUGCCACCAUCGCCGGAACCAGAAUAGUCGGCAGAUUGACAGCUGGCAACAAGAAAGGCCUCCUUGUCCCCACCACCACGACCGACCAAGAACUCCAGCACCUGCGAAAUUCCAUACCCGAUGAAGUCAAAAUUCAAAGGAUAGAAGAGCGCUUGUCCGCCCUCGGCAACGUAAUAUGUUGCAACGACCACGUCGCCCUCGUCCACCCGGACAUUGAGCGUGAGACGGAAGAGAUAAUAGCGGAUGUGCUAGGCGUUGAGGUUUUCAGGCAAACCAUUGCUGACAACGUGCUCACCGGAAGCUACAUGGCGCUGAGCAACCAGGGUGGUAUUGUCCACCCCAAGACCAGUAUUCAAGACCAGGAUGAGCUGUCAAGUUUGCUCCAGGUUCCGCUUGUCGCAGGCAGUGUGAACCGCGGUAGCGCCGUUGUCGGUGCUGGAAUGGUCGUCAACGACUGGAUGGCCGUUACUGGUCUCGACACUACCGCUACUGAGCUUUCAGUCGUCGAAUCCGUUUUCAGGCUCGGCGAGGGCAAUGGCCCUGCCAACAUCAACACUACGCACAAGGACGCCAUGGUCGAGUCUUUUUACUAAAGGAGCACUUUGGGAUACAAACAAGUGUAUAUUCACUAUGUAUCAUUUCAGUAAUCCAUUGAUAGGCGCCUAGCAACGUCUCGAGCACUGAGGUACUGGAUAAAAGCACCCGAAGUGUACAAAAAAUCGCCAAGGAUAGAGAGCAUUAUUGCAUUUGCAAAAAAAAAGGCAACAGCGGCAAUACUGGCGCCGAGAGAUAUUUGAGCAACGAUUGCCAUGCUAGGAUAGGGUAGUGUCUGGACGAUACCUUUGUACAGUAGAUACUGUAUAGGAUCGAGACAGGAGAUAGGGCGUUUUAAAAGCAAAGUUCCUUUGGAAUCAGAAUCGAUACAUGCCGUGCACAGAAAGUCC